AUGGCGAUAUCUAUCGAGCGUUAUACCAACCAACCAGUUGCUGUCAAAUACAUGCGCCACUUUUUGCGAGGCUCUGGGGCUCAUCGCCAGCGCCUGCGAUUUCUACGCGAAGCACUGGUUUGGCGUGAUCUCCACCAUCCCUUCAUCCUCCCCCUUUUGGGUAUCGACAAUGAAAGCUUCCCACUGUCUCUCUGUCUUGUGUCUCCGUGGAUGGAACAUGGGACUGUGGUCAAAUAUCUCAAUGAACAUGGGCGAAAAGACGUGGAUCGACUGUUGUUUGAGAUCGCCCAGGGGCUUGAAUACCUUCACUCGCGCAACAUUGUCCAUGGGGAUUUGAGAGGGGCAAAUAUUCUUAUAGGUCCUGAACAUCAUGCAUGUCUCACCGAUUUCGGCCUAAGCGUCUUUUCCAAUGCCUCGUCUUCAAUGCGAACCUCGACAAGAGCCGGUUGUAUUUACUGGAUGGCACCCGAACUCAUCGACCCUGAUCGGUUCGGACUCGCGGGAAAGUUUGUGCGUACACCUGCGAGUGAUAUCUACGCCUUUGCCUGUGUUUGUUAUGAGUUAUAUGUUGGCAAAGCGCCGUUCGCAAAUCUGGCUGAACCCACAGCUUUGUUGAGGAUUGUCAAUGGGGGGAGAGCAACGCGACCACACCCAGCAGAUGUUACGUUCCCGGACGAACUCUGGGAUCAGAUCAAUUCCUGCUGGGUUGAGACACCAUCACUACGCCCAACGAUCAAUGAGGUGGUAGAAGACAUAUCGAGAGAUGCAGAGUCAACCUCAGUAACGCGGCCCCCGAAUUUGGCACAUAACUCUCCCGAUGAGUCACAAUCUGACACACAAAGUUUGUUUGCGUUUCCUUCCGAGAGCGAACCCAAUCCUGUGCGGAUGCCCAUGGGCAUCGCACAUGGGCAUGUGCCCAUGGGUACCCAUGGGCAUGUCCUGCAGGAUAGGUCUAUCCAUCCUGCAGGAUGGGUCUAUCCUGUAGGAUAG
Mycena indigotica is the source of this 990-nucleotide messenger RNA. Its product is annotated as Kinase-like protein. Bases 1 to 990 code for a protein of 329 amino acids. The record is from RefSeq and is a predicted model, not a curated record. Gene Ontology annotation, molecular function: protein kinase activity; ATP binding. NCBI's taxonomy places the organism in Eukaryota, Fungi, Basidiomycota, Agaricomycetes, Agaricales, Mycenaceae. The transcript is spliced from 5 exons. Gene Ontology annotation, biological process: protein phosphorylation.